AGCAGCCUUGUCUUUGUAUAAAUACACAAUCCUUCCCAUUUCAGAACAAAACAUUGGUAAUUCGAACACUGUUCAAAAUUCCACGCUCAACGGAUCUCACCGAGAACUUCAGCUUCAAAAUGCAUGGUGAUUAACCGUGACACAGUGUUUUGAUUUGGAUGCGAGGGGAUCGAAUUGACAUCCAUAUUUCGGAAAUGGACGUGGAGAAAUCGUCGCUGUGCAAUUUCGUUGUGAACUUUUUGCUGGAAGAGAAUUACUUGCUCUCGGCGUUCGAGCUCCUCCACGAGCUCCUUGAGGACGGCCGUGGUGAUCAGGCGAUUCGGCUUCAAGAAUUCUUCUCCGAUCCAACUCAGUUUCCUCCCGAUCAGAUCUCCCGCUUCAGCUCCCUCCGAGCUGCAGAGCCCCAGAAUAUACUUGAUGAAAAGGAUUCCGUAGAAAAAAAAUUGGCAGUCAGCGAAUAUGAGCUCCGUGUAGCUCAAGAAGACAUCCUUAAGCUGAAAGAUGAGUUGCUGAAGAAAAUUGAUUCCAAGGACAAAUCAAAUGGGCCAGAUUUGGAUGUUCCUGCAAAAAAUGAACCAGUUAAUCAACCUAUGAAGAGAAGUAUAUCUUGCUCCGACUUGGGUCCUCUAAAGGACAAUGAACGAUUCGAUAUCAACUGCGCAGUGAAGGAGUAUUUACUAUUAGCAGGAUACCGUUUGACUGCAAUGACAUUUUAUGAGGAGGUCGAUGAUCAGAAUUGGGAUGUAUGGCAGAACUCAGCUGCAUGUGUUCCAAAUGCACUGAGGCAGUAUUAUUAUCAAUAUCUUUCUUCUACUGCGGAGGGUGCGGAGGAGAAAAUAGCAAUGCUUCGAGAAAUUGGGAGGCUGAAACAUGAGAAACAGUCCUUGCUGAAAACCAAGGAAAUGUCUGAUGCACAAAUUAUCAAAAUGAAAAAAUCAAUUGAUGCGCUGAAGAAAGAUGUCAAGGAGAAAGAAAAUCUGGUCAAAGGUUUGAAAAAGACUUCGGAAAGCCAAAGAAAAGAACUAAAUGAUUGUAGAGCCGAGAUAACUUCAUUGAAAAUGCAUAUCGAAGGAGCUCUAUCUGGAAAGAUUUUGCUAUUAACUGACUCUGCACAAAUGCGGACAUCAUCUCCAGGGAAGCAUAAUGAAGAAACAGAACUUUUUCAGAAAGAAAUAGAGAUGUCAAAGGUCAAAAACUCGCCGAAUGCGGAACCUACUGAGACAAUAAAAGUAGAGGAAGGGAAUGAAGGGCAAGUACAUGACGCUGAAGAGCCAAAAGUAAAUGAGACUGGAUCGCCUGGAGCUAGUCCAUUGGCAGAUUUAGUAAAGGAGGAGACUCAGAUGACAGAGAAAAAGGCUUCUGAGGACACAAUCAGUCUAUCCGAGAAAGUAUUGGAGUCGCCGACUUCUUUUGGUGAAUUUGGAUUUGCUUGGAGAAGUGGUUUUGAUAUUCUCAAGAACAGUGGGAGAUCAUCGCCACGAACUGAUAGUGCCAUUAUGAAGUCGGACCACCUUGCUCCUGAACUUUGUCCUGAAAAGCUGGGUUUGGGAACCAUUCAUAUACUUUCAAAUGCAUUGCCCAAAAUUGUACCGUAUGUUCUAAUCAACCAUCGUGAGGAGCUUCUUCCUUUGAUUAUGUGUGCAAUUGAGCGUCAUCCAGAUAGUGCCACUCGAGAUUCCUUGACCCACACAUUGUUUAAUCUAAUAAAGCGUCCAGAUGAGCAGCAGAGACGAAUAAUAAUGGAUGCUUGUGUUACUCUUGCCAAAAAUGUAGGAGAGUUGAGAACAGAAACAGAAUUGCUACCCCAAUGCUGGGAACAAGUUAAUCACAUGUAUGAGGAGCGUAGGAUGCUUGUUGCUCAAUCAUGUGGCGAGCUUGCAGAACUCGUGCGGCCAGAAAUUCGUGAUUCCCUCAUCCUGUCCAUUGUGCAGCAGCUCAUUGAGGAUUCUGCUACAGUUGUCAGGGAGGCUGCUGCUCAUAAUCUAGCUUUGUUGCUGCCUCUCUUCCCAAAUACGGAAAAAUAUUUCAAGGUUGAGGAGUUGAUGUUUCAAUUGGUUGGCGAUCCCUCUGGUACAGUCGUUGAAACUACAAUAAAAGAAUUGGUUCCUGCUCUAAUAAAUUGGGGAAACAAUUUGGAUCAUGUUUUGCAAGUUACGCUCUCUCAUCUCUUGGGCUCUGCUCAGCGUUGCCCGCCUCUUUCAGGGGUUGAAGGUUCCAUUGAGUUACAUCUACGUGUUUUAGGUGAAAGAGACAGAUGGAAUGUUGAUGUUAUGCUACACCUGCUUGCUGAACUACUUCCAUGUGUGCACCAUAAUGUUGUUGAGACUUGUCCAUUUCCAGAAGUUUCACAUUCUACAGGAAUAUUAUUCGCUCCUGCUUUGCUUGAACUGUUUGCAAGAGGAGAAGAGGAAUGGCCUGCAUUUGAGUGGUUGCACAGUGAGUGCUUUCCAAGUUUGAUUCGCUUGGCCUCUCUGUUAUCUCCGAAGGAGGAUGAUUUAAGAAAUCACAUAACGAGGUUUCUAUUGGCGGUUGGUAGACAGUUUGGGGAAUCCUAUUUAACACACAUCAUGCUACCGGUGUUUUUAGUAGCAGUUGGUGAUGAUGCUGAUUUGAAAUAUUUCCCUUUCCAAACCCAGUUAAAUAUUAUAGGUUCGAGGCCUCAAACUGAAACAUUUCGCAGGAUUGCUACAAUGUGUGUCCUACCACUUCUCUUGGCAGGGGUUCUGGGACACCCAAGCAAGCAUGAAUACUUGACAGAGUACUUGAGGAAUCGAUUGAUUCAAAGUUCUGAACAGGAUGAUCUGCUGGAAAAGCUAGAUAUUAUCCAUGCUGUUCGCUUUCUUUGUACCUUUGAAGAACAUCAUAGUAUGAUAUUUAACAUCCUGUGGGAUAUGGUUGUGAGCUCUGACGAACAUUUGAAAAUCACUGCUGCUAAUCUGUGGAAACUCAUUGUACCAUAUAUUGAUGCAAAGGUUGCCUCGAUUCAUGUUGUGCCAGCUCUUGUAACUCUUGGUUCAGAACCAAACUUGAAUGUAAAAUAUGCAAGUAUUGAUGCUUUUGGAGCUGUCGCACAACAUUUCAAGAAUGACAUGAUUGUUGACAAGAUACGCAUUCAGAUGGAUGCUUUUCUUGAAGAAGGAUCAUAUGAAGCUUCCAUUGCUGUGGUUCGUGCACUGGGAAUGUCUGUACCAUAUACUACUGAUACGCUUCGAAAUUAUCUCCUAUCCAAGAUUUUUGAAUUGACAGCAUCAUCACUCCCUUCAAGUGAUGUACUACAACGGCGAGAAAGAGCUAAUGCCUUCUGUGAAUCAAUCCGUGCUCUUGAUGCAACAGACCUUCCAGCUUCCAGCGUAAAGGAUUUCCUCGUUCCUGCUAUUCAGAAUCUAUUGAAAGACAGUGAUGCUCUUGAUCCAGCACAUAAGGAAGCUCUUGAGAUCAUAUUGAAGGAAAGAUCUAGUGCUGUGGUAGAUCCUAUAAGUAAGGUGAUGGGUGGUCCUAUGGGGCUUGCAUCAUCCGUCAGCAGUUUCUUCGGUGAUGGAUUACUUGGGAGAAAAGAAGGUGGAGAUGGCGGAGCUCCACCACCUGAGACGAUUGAGCCACACAAACCUAUUUCACAACCUCCCGUUGAGGACACAAGAUUGAGGCGCAUCUUUACAGAUAUACUCCGAUCAAAAGUUAAGAACCAUGACGAAACUAACGCUACCUAGCCAGUGAGUAGGAAAUCUUUUGUUGGGAACAACUAGGAAUAGCGAUGAAGAGAAGCAGGCUAGAAAACUAUAACCGGUACUCCUCUUUUCAGCUCAUAGAGCUUAGUUUUGUUGUUCCCCGUUUGAAUUUUUUUGUAAAGUAAUAGUAUUUGUGUACGAACUUAUUCUUAAUUAAUCUUGGAGAAGAUAUGAAUCUUAAUUAAAGUCAGAAAUUUGGAGUUUCCUAGUAUUUAGAUUUGUUGAACUACUUCCACUUGCUGUUGGUUAUAGGCAGUCACUGAAGUGUGUAAAUUGAAUUGAUACGACUAUAUUGUU
Sesamum indicum (sesame) is the source of this 4022-nucleotide messenger RNA. The record is from RefSeq and is a predicted model, not a curated record. Lineage: Eukaryota; Viridiplantae; Streptophyta; Magnoliopsida; Lamiales; Pedaliaceae.